ACAAUUGCUGCUAUGCCAUUCUAAAGAAACCUACCCCAACUCAAUUUCUUUGGCUCCCACAUUUGAAAAGUGGCAUUCCAGCAAAUAUAAAGCAAAAGAAAGAGCAUUUCAGGCCACCCAAACGAGAAAAAAUAUUUAGAAGAAAGGAGAACCAAAGAUCUUCCAUAGAAUAUCGAUUGCUUACCUGUGCAAGUCUUCGGUAUAAAUCUUCUUUCAACUUCAAAAACUGAGUCAGUCUCAGCUUUCAAACAAGCCAUAGUUCUUAUACAAAACUAAACAAUCUGAUGCCUCCUUUGAACCUGGCAAAGAGGCUGAAACCAGCCAGAAAGGCCUGGAACAGCUUCACAAAAAAACUCAAGUCAAAACUACACAAUUUCCACGUCCGAAAUUCGAUCAAAGCAGCAACUUAUCGUCUCCUUGAAUUCUGCUCAAUCCGUCUCAUUGCACCCUUCAAGAAACGCUUCCUUUCUAAGUAUUCCUCCAACGGCCCUGGCCGGUAUAACUACAACCACCUCUACCAUUACAAACACUACCAAAGCCUGCUCAAGAACCGUGAAGUUAUAUAUAUUGACCAGCUCUAUUCAGAACCUAUGUCAAUGCAAGCAAAACAUGUCGAACCAAAGGCUGAGACAAGCAGACGAAAUGAAGUGGCUGAUGACAAGGCUUUGCGAAGGAAAGGCAAAGAAGUAGAAGUAGAAGAAGAAGAAAAAGAGAGCAGUAUUUAUAGUAUUGAAGAUGCAUGGAAGGCUAUUGUUGCGAAAUCACCCCAUCUAAGGGGAGUAGAUGAAAGAGCAGAUGAGUUUAUAAACAAGUUUCAUGAAGACAGGAAGCUUGAGAAAGAAAGAAGUGAUCUUGAUUUCCAGGAGAUGUUGGCCCGAAGUGCAUGAUCAAUCCAUUUUCAUUAUCUUUAGCUGUCAUGUUUUGUUGUUUUUAAAAUGCAAAACAUGAAAGCUAUAUAUAUUGGAGCUUUGCAGGUUUUGGUUAUCCUUUUUUUCCUUCCCUUUAUUUUACGAGUGAACUGUGAACAGAGUUUCUGUUUUAUAGAAAAGGGUUUUGAUCUUUGUAUGGUUAGGAUUAAAAUUGUGUGAAGUUUGUGCGCAGAUUGUGUUCCGUUUCUUUCUACAUAUACAGGGGAUGUCUUGUACAGAUUGUGUUCUUUUUCUUUCUACAUAUACAGUUUGAUAUUUCCCCUUAAUUUUCUCUUUGGGGAUUAUACAAUGAAAUAUUUUGAUUGUGCAUUUGCUUAUAAAUAAAUGGAACUUCAUCUAUUUUUUUCUUCA
Molecule: messenger RNA, 1280 nt
Organism: Durio zibethinus
Lineage: Eukaryota; Viridiplantae; Streptophyta; Magnoliopsida; Malvales; Malvaceae
Source: RefSeq, a predicted model, not a curated record